AUGGCUGACUUGCUGCUUCUCCCUGUGGUGACCAGGGUGACCGGCAAGGCCACCGACGAGCUCGUUCAGAGCAUCACCCGCAUGUGGGGCAUCGACACCGACCGUGGCAAGCUGGAGCGGUUGCUGCUGGCGGUUCAGUGCAUGCUGCCUGACGCCGAGGUGAAGGGCGAGACCAGCCCCGUUGUCAGGAGGUGGAUGAAGGAACUUAAGGGCAUCGCCUAUCAGGCAGAAGACGUCCUUGACGACUUACAAUAUGAGGCUCUGCGCCGUGAGGCCAAUGAGGGUGAGCCCAUGGCACGCAAGGUAUCAAGUUACUUGACCCUUCACAGCCCUCUUCUGUUCCGUCUCACUGUGAGUAGGAACCUGAGCAAGGUUCUUAAGAAAUUGGAUGAUCUUGUCCUGGAGAUGCACACUUUAGGUCUGGUGGAGCGCCUGGUGGCGCAACACGCUCUGUGUCAGCAAACACAGGUAGUACUGGAUGGCUCUGCUGAAAUCUUUGGUAGAGAUGAUGACAAGGAGGUGGUAGUAAAGCUGUUGCUUGACCAGCAACAUCAAGGUCAGAAGAAUGUGCAGGUGCUGCCCAUUAUAGGGAUGGGGGGUGUGGGCAAGACCACGUUAGCAAAGAUGGUGUACAAAGACCAUAGGAUUGAUAAGCAAUUUGGCUUGAAGAUAUGGCAUUGUGUGACUGAAAACUUUGAAGCCAUCUCUGUUGUGAGAUCCAUCAUCGAAUCGGCUACAGGUGAAAGAUGUGAUCUGCCUGACGACAGCACUUUCUGGAGAGCACAACUUCAAGGAGCCAUUGGCCGGAAAAGGUUCCUACUCAUCCUUGACAAUGUGUGGAAUGAAGAGCAGGACAAGUGGGAGGAUGAACUUAAGCCACUACUGUGCACAUCUAUUGGAGGAUCAGGAAGCAUGAUUGUUGUCACUAGUCGAAACCAACAAGUGGCUGCUAUAAUGGGCACCCUUCCAACACAGGAGCUAGCAUGCUUGACUGAAGAUGAUUCAUGGGAUUUAUUCUCAAAGAAAGCAUUUAGUAAAGGAGUACAAGAGCAACCAGAAUUGGUCACUAUUGGGAGACGCAUCGUCCACAUGUGCAAGGGACUGCCUCUUGCUCUGAAUACAAUGGGUGGCUUGAUGAGUUCAAAACAAGAAGUCCAGGAUUGGGAGGCCAUUGCAGAAAGCUAUAAUAGUGAUACCAGUAGAGGCACAGAUGAAGUAUUGUCCAUCCUAAAACUGAGCUACAGACACUUGCCAAAGGAAAUGAAGCAAUGUUUUGCAUUCUGUGCAGUUUUUCCAAAGGACUAUGAAAUGGAGAAGGAUAAGUUGAUCCAACUAUGGAUGGCAAAUGGUUAUAUUCGUGAAGGGGGAACGAUGGAUUUGGCACAGAAAAGCGAAUUUGUUUUCAGUGAGUUGGUUUGGAGGUCCUUUCUUCAAGAUGUGAAAGCGAAGAUAUUUUGUAACACACUUCAUGAGACAAUUAUAUGUAAAAUGCAUGAUUUAAUGCAUGACCUGGCAAAAGAUGUUUCAGAUGAAUGUGCAUCUGCAGAAGAGUUGAUUCAAGGAAAAGCAUCAAUAAAAGAUAUAUAUCACAUGCAAGUAUCACGGCAUGAGUUGAAUGAAAUCAAUGGAUUACUAAAAGGCAGAUCAUCUCUCCAUACUUUGUUAACUCAAUCAGCUCACAAUCAUCUUGAGUUAAAACUGAAGUCAGUAAGAUCGUUAUGUUGUGAAGGUCUUUCUGUUAUCCAUGGCCAGCUUAUAAGUACGGCACACUUGAGGCUACGGUAUCUACCAGAUGGUAUGACAACUAUGAGGAAGAUCAGCUAUAUUCAUCUUUUGGAAUGUGAUAGUUUGGAACGGAUGCCACCAAAACUUGGUCUACUGCAGAACCUUCGCACACUGACAACAUUUAUUGUGGACACUGGAGAUGACUUAGGAAUUGAGGAGCUCAAAGACCUGCAAUAUCUUGGCAACAGGUUGGAAUUGUUCAAUUUAAACAAAGUAAAGAGUGGGUCAAAAGUCAAUUUCCAUGAGAAGCAGAACCUAAGUGAAUUGUUGUUGUAUUGGGGCCGUGACCGAGAUUAUGAUCCAUUAGAUAAUGAGGAAUUUAAUAAAGACGAAGAAGUACUGGAAUCUCUUGUUCCUCAUGGUGAACUCAAAGUUUUGAAGCUACAUGGGUAUGGUGGCUUGGCUAUGUCGCAAUGGAUGAGAGACCCUAAAAUGUUCCGGUGCCUUAGAGAACUCGUUAUCACUGAGUGCCCAAGAUGCAAGGAUUUACCGAUAGUAUGGCUGUCAUCUUCUCUUGAAGUUUUGAAUUUAUCCGAAAUGAUCAGCCUGACAACAUUAUGUAAGAACAUCGAUGUGGCAGAGGCAGGAUGCAACACCUCUCAGCAAAUUUUCCCAAAGUUGAGGAGGAUGCGGUUACAAUAUUUUCCAGAGUUGGAGAGAUGGGCAGAGAACAGUGCAGGAGAGCCUAGUACCUCAGUGAUGUUUCCCAUGCUUGAAGAGCUAAAAAUCUACCAUUGCUAUAAGCUUGUAAGUUUUCCCGAGAGCCCAGUUCUCACACUUCUAUCUUGUCUAGGUGACUCUGCACGUGGUCUUGUUCCUGUGAGCAUGCCCUUGGGCUCUUGGCCAUCUCUUGUCCACUUGGGCAUUGGAUUGCUGGCUGAGGUGGUGAUGCCUCCAGAGGACCUUCAAAGCCAAAACCAAAGACCUCUAGACACCAUGCGGAGUUUGAAAAUCCUGGGUGAGGAUGAUUUCGUAUCAAUAUUUAACCUGUCCAAAUCUCAACUUGGGUUUCGAGACUGUUUGGCCUUUGUGGAAAAAUUGGAGAUUGGAUCGUGCCCCAGUAUUGUUCACUGGCCAGUGGAGGAGCUCCGAUGCUUGCCUUGCCUUCGAUCUCUGAAUAUUUGGUACUGUAAGAACUUGGAGGGGAAGGGCUCAUCAUCUGAAGAAAUCCUUCGGCUACCCCAGCUGGAAUGGUUAUCGAUACAGCAUUGUGAGAGCUUGCUUGAGAUUCCCAAGUUGCCCACAUCCCUAGAGGAAAUGGGGAUCCGCUGCUGCAACAGUUUGGUAGCUCUGCCUUCAAACCUUGGAAAUCUGGCCAAGCUCAGGCAUUUCUCCAUUGAGGACUGUGGUGAGAUGAAAGCACUACCUGAUGGGAUGGUUGGUCUUACUUCCCUUGAGAGGUUGAGUAUUGAAGAGUGUCCAGGGAUAGAGAAAUUUCCACAGGGUCUCCUCCAGCGGCUCCCAGCCCUCAAAUUCCUGGAGAUAAAAGCCUGCCCUGACCUGCAGAGACGUUGCAGACAAGGUGGGGAGUACUUUGACUUGAUUUCUUCUAUUUCAAGUAAAGACAUUCCAGAAGUAGAGUCCAACAUAAAGAAGUUUGUGAAGAAGCUCAUCCCCUUCUGCUGA
Messenger RNA from Miscanthus lutarioriparius, 3411 nucleotides. The record is from the annotation of a GenBank genome assembly. NCBI's taxonomy places the organism in Eukaryota, Viridiplantae, Streptophyta, Magnoliopsida, Poales, Poaceae.